AUGGAGAUCGAUCUGAUGCUGCUGAUGCCGCUGGUGGCCAUCCUUGCCGCCGUUUAUUUCUACAUCACGAAAGAUAACAAAUACUUCCACGAGAAGCCCAUUCCGUCGAUGGCGGUGGAACCGCUGUUUGGAAGCUCCCGCCGAUUGAUGUUGAAGAAGACGUCCUUUCACGAGUUCAUCGUCGACAUCUACAACAAGUUUCCGCUGGUGAAAGUGUUCGGCAUGAUGGAUAUUACAACGCGCGUGUUCGUUGUGCGGGAUCCGGAGCUGAUCAAGCGCAUCGGUGUGAAGGAUUUCGACUACUUUGUAAACCACCGGCCGGUAUUCGGUAACAGCGAGGACACCCAUACCACGGCUCUGUUCGGCAAAACACUGAUCGCCCUCAACGACCAGCGAUGGCGAGACAUGCGGGCCACACUCAGCCCAGCCUUUACCGGAAGCAAGAUGCGCCAGAUGUUCGACCUGAUCGUUGAGUGCAGCACCAACAUGGUGAAGUACUACCGGAAUGAGAUUCGCACCGCCGGCGGCACGAAGGAACAAGAGAUGAAGGACGUGUUUACGCGCUUCGCCAACGAUGUGAUUGCGACGUGCGCCUUCGGUAUUAAGGUGGACUCACUACGUAACGCCGAUAACGAUUUUUAUCUCAACGGCAAGAAGAUGAUGAUGUUCAACCGUCCGAUCGUGAUGGUGAAGCUGAUCGCGUUCCGGGUGGUACCGAAGCUGAUGAGCUGGCUCAAUAUUGAUUUGUUUGAUAGGGAGCAGAGCGCAUACUUCACCGAGAUCAUCCGGGAUACGGUGCGGACUCGAGACGCCCACGGUAUCGUUCGGCCAGACAUGGUCAAUCUGCUCAUGCAGGCACGCAAGGGCGCUCUCAAGCAACAACGCGAAACAGAAGAUCGAGAAGAGGUGAAGGGCUUCGCCACCGUCGAGGAGUCGGAAGUGGGUCGACAACAACCGAGUAAGGGCAUCCCGAUGACGGAGCUGGAAAUGGUGGCCCAAUGUUUGAUAUUCUUCCUCGCUGGGUUCGACACCGUCUCCACCUGCUUGACAUUCCUUGCAUACGAACUCACGGUCAACCGCGAGGUACAGGAUCGGCUCUACGAGGAGAUCCGUGCGACAAGUGAGUCUCUCGGUGGAGGUCCUCUGACGUAUGACGCUGUACAAGGCAUGCAGUACAUGGAUAUGGUGGUGUCGGAAGCGCUGCGUAUGUGGCCACCGGCUCCAUCCACGGAUCGGCUUUGCGUGCGUGAUUACGUUGUGGACGAUGGCGAUCGGCUUAAGUUCACCAUGGACAAGGGCACCUCGGUGUUUAUUCCGAUCUCUGGACUGCACCACGACCCGCAGUACUUCCCGAACCCAAGCAAAUUCGAUCCGGAGCGCUUUAGUGAGGCGAACCGGGAAAAGAUUAACCCGAGCACAUAUCUGCCGUUCGGUAUCGGACCGCGGAAUUGCAUCGGAUCGCGUUUCGCCCUCAUGGAAGUUAAGUCCAUUAUCUAUUACAUGCUGCAAGAGUUUUCGUUCGAGCGUACUCCAAACACUCAGGUGCCGCUUCGUCUUGCAAAGGGCUUUGCCGGAAUGCGCAGUGAAAAGGGUGUGUUCGUGGAGUUCCGGCCACGGAAGUGAUUAUAUGUACCGCUAGUGUAGCGUCUAAGAGUAUUCAGUAAUGCUGUGAAGGCACACUAUUUAGAGCACCUGUAUUUCAUUUUU
This is a messenger RNA of Anopheles nili, 1707 nucleotides long. RefSeq names its product probable cytochrome P450 9f2. The transcript is spliced from 2 exons. The coding region runs from base 1 to 1623 and encodes 540 amino acids. The record is from RefSeq and is a predicted model, not a curated record. Lineage: Eukaryota; Metazoa; Arthropoda; Insecta; Diptera; Culicidae. Gene Ontology annotation, molecular function: heme binding; oxidoreductase activity, acting on paired donors, with incorporation or reduction of molecular oxygen; monooxygenase activity.